This is a messenger RNA of Mastomys coucha (southern multimammate mouse), 5567 nucleotides long. It is a transcript of the gene Nfic, whose product is annotated as nuclear factor I C. Gene Ontology annotation, molecular function: DNA-binding transcription factor activity, RNA polymerase II-specific; RNA polymerase II cis-regulatory region sequence-specific DNA binding. The record is from RefSeq and is a predicted model, not a curated record. Bases 120 to 1412 code for a protein of 430 amino acids. Gene Ontology annotation, cellular component: nucleus. Gene Ontology annotation, biological process: regulation of transcription by RNA polymerase II. The transcript has 10 exons. Lineage: Eukaryota; Metazoa; Chordata; Mammalia; Rodentia; Muridae.
GCUGGGGGGGGAGAGGCGACGGGGGGCGGGCCGGGGGAGGGUCCGCGGGCGGGGCGGGCGGCUCCCCACGCGCCUCCCCACGCGCCUCCCCGCCGGCCGUCGCCUCGCCGCGCAGCGCCAUGGAUGAGUUCCACCCGUUCAUUGAGGCGCUGCUGCCACAUGUGCGCGCCUUCGCCUACACCUGGUUCAACCUGCAGGCGCGCAAGCGCAAGUACUUCAAGAAGCACGAGAAGCGCAUGUCCAAGGACGAGGAGCGCGCGGUGAAGGAUGAGCUGCUGGGCGAAAAGGCCGAAGUGAAGCAGAAGUGGGCGUCGCGGCUGCUGGCCAAGCUGCGCAAGGACAUCCGGCCGGAGUGCCGUGAAGACUUCGUACUGGCUGUGACUGGCAAGAAGGCGCCGGGCUGUGUGCUGUCCAACCCGGACCAGAAAGGCAAGAUGCGGCGCAUCGACUGCCUGCGCCAGGCCGACAAAGUGUGGCGCCUGGACCUGGUCAUGGUCAUCCUGUUCAAGGGCAUCCCUCUGGAGAGCACGGAUGGUGAGCGGCUGGUGAAGGCAGCGGCCUGUGCGCACCCCGUACUGUGUGUGCAGCCACACCAUAUCGGCGUGGCCGUCAAGGAGCUGGACCUGUACCUGGCCUACUUCGUGCGGGAGCGUGAUGCGGAGCAGAGCAGCAGCCCCCGGACAGGAGUGGGCUCAGACCAGGAGGACAGCAAGCCUAUAACCCUGGACACCACAGACUUCCAGGAGAGCUUCGUCACGUCAGGCGUGUUCAGCGUCACGGAGCUGAUCCAGGUGUCUCGGACACCCGUGGUGACCGGAACCGGACCCAACUUCUCCCUGGGAGAGCUGCAGGGCCACCUGGCAUACGACCUGAACCCGGCCAGCACCGGCAUGAGAAGGACUCUACCCAGCACCUCCUCCAGUGGGAGCAAGCGGCACAAGUCAGGCUCGAUGGAGGAGGACGUGGACACGAGCCCCGGCGGCGACUACUACACGUCGCCCAACUCGCCCACGAGUAGCAGCCGCAACUGGACGGAAGACAUAGAAGGAGGCAUCUCAUCCCCAGUGAAGAAGACAGAGAUGGAGAAAUCUCCGUUCAACAGCCCAUCCCCCCAGGACUCCCCCCGGCUCUCCAGCUUCACGCAGCACCACAGGCCGGUCAUUGCGGUACACAGCGGCAUCGCACGGAGCCCCCACCCAUCCUCGGCCCUGCACUUUCCUGCCACGCCCAUCCUGCCACAGACAGCCUCCACCUACUUCCCCCACACAGCCAUCCGGUACCCGCCACAUCUCAACCCCCAGGACCCGCUCAAGGAUCUGGUGUCCCUGGCCUGCGACCCGGCCACCCAGCAGCCUGGACCGCCUGCUCUCCGCCCGGCACGUCCCCUGCAAACAGUCCCUUUGUGGGAUUAGGACGGAGGGAUCCUCUUUCGGGACAGUCCUGGUACCUGGGGUAGCCGAGGUUGCCUUCCCACGCCUCCUCCAUCACCGGUGGAGUCCCAGGGUGACAGUCCCAGCCUGCAUUUUUGGUGGAAAAUUAGAUGGAGUGAGAAGCCCCCUGCUGACUCCCAGCUGGAUGGAAAAGACAGGAGGAGAAAAGGACAAAGGACAAACAGGAAAAAAAAACCCUUCCCAACCAAGAUGGGAGCCGUGGGUCUCUGUGGCACCUGCUGCUGAUGGACGGCUGCCUGCAGCCCUUCUGCGCCCUGAGGACCCUGCCAUCACCCACAGACCAGGCAAGCCUGGCCUGGUACCCGCCCAGCACCAACAGAUGGGCGGAAUGGACAGGGUGGGCCACCCAGCCAGGCCACCUCUCCCCAGACCCCUGCUGCCAGCCACCAGCGCCAGCCUCGGGGACCUCCGGCCGUCCCCACCGACAAUGUUUGCCAAAGACAGGAGGCUGGAGGUGGACAGACCGCACGGUGGGCAGAAGAGGCACGUGGGAGCCGCCCAGCGCUGGCCCUGCUGGGGACAGACAUGCCAUACAGGUACUUUGGGACCCCCGGGAGGGUCCUGAGUCCAGCCUCCAUCUCGGCCCUCUGGCCCCAUCUCCUUGCGGACCUCAUUUGGAAGGACACAUCUCUCUAUGCAAUUUGUCCCCACCCCACCCCGGCAUGAGAGGCCACACAGCUCCCGACCCUCCGGCCUCCUCUCGCACAUGGAAAGUAUCAGCACUUUGAGAAACAGAGAUAGGGGAACUGGGCCCCCCACGCCGAAGUUCCUGGAGGCGGGAGGUGCGGGAGGUGCCGCGAUCUAAGUGCCUAGCCCCUCCACCCACCCGUCGUCCACCUCGUCCAUCGGGGACACAGAGUGGCCAGGGCACCCCCACCCUCGUCUCCGUGUACCCUAGCUCCUCAUCACCGCGCGCCCUCCAAGCUAGAGAGAUGGGACCCCAGGGGGGGUAGAGCUGGGUGUCCCGAAACCCAGGCUGGGGCUAUGCGCCGUCCCCCUACACUUCUGCCAGUGCCUUACUUCCUGGAGACCCACCCUGGGGUACCCCACUGCAGGGGGAUACCCCCUUUGCACUUUGACCCUCCUGAUGAUGUGGGGCCCAGCACAGGGACCAAGAAGGCUGGUGGAAGUGCACUCAGACCCCAGGUGGGAGGGCUCUGGGAGUGAUGGGGUGACAGGGUGGACUGAUGGCUGGGGUCCCCCAUCUGCUAUGCGUACUUCACUGACCUAAAAACACUAAGAUGGGGUGCAAGGGCCAUGCCCCAACCCCAGCUCUGCAGCGCCCAUACACACCCACCCUGUUCCUAUCUUGGAUGGCCCGCCCUGGGAGGGGAUAUUGGGUGUUUUAAGGUCACUGAACCUACAGAGGCCUCUCCUCCCCCACCACCCAUCUUGGCCCUGUCAUGUCCCCUCCCUGCCGAGGCUGCAGGCCAUCACCCCAGCAGAGCCCCCAGGGCCUGGCCCUACCCACCUGGGACACUUGUAAGUACAAAGCUCCCCAGCCUUUGAGGCCUCAAACCCCCACCAUCUGUCCGUCCGUCUGUCCUCAGGGACCCUCCAGUAGGGGGACCAUGGGGAUAUCACGGAGGCCACUGUCCAGAUGGGGCUCAGGCCAGUGGGUGUGGGAUGGGCUGUCUGCAGGGUAGACCUGGCAAGUCCCCUCUGAUACUCCCAAGCCAGCCAGCCGGGUCCCCCAGGGGUCAGGACAGAACCAACUAUUUACCUAACUGCAUGGUGCUUAAGGCCCCGCGACACCCAAGAGACCCCUCCCCUGCCGGGCUGCUGUGUGCAUGACAGGUCCACCUACCCACCCACUUCCCUCACCGCCUCUACUAAAAAAGGAAAGAAAAAAAAGGAUACACAAAAAAUAUAUAUAUAUAUCCUUACCAAAAAAAAAAAUCCAUUAUUUCCAAAUUUGCACGAAGUUUUUACCACAACAUGUGCCUUGCUCUCCCGAGAACAAGUAUUAACUUUUAAAUAAUAACCGCGCACACAGACGCAUGCCCUGCACGCAUAGUUACAAACAGACAAGCGAUUACAUGAAAUAAAAAAUAAAAUCCAAAAGGGUGGUAUUUCUAUUUGCAAAGAAAAGAAAAAUCAAACGAAAGCAAGAUUUUUUUUUUUUUUUAAAAUAUAAGAAAGAAGGCUGGGCGUGGUGGCGCACGCCUGUGAUCCUAGCUCUUGGGAGGCUGAGGCAGGAGGAUUGCUCUGAGUUCCAGGUCAAGUCUGGGCUACAGAUUGAGACGCUGCCUCAAGAAAAGGGGAGGGGGAGCAAAUCAUAGAAACAAGGAAAUUAAGACUAUUAAGGAAGUCACAACUGGUCAUGGUUUGUGAUCCCCACCCACAGCCCUGGCCCCACCUCACCCCGUGGUGGGGGACUGGAGUCGCCUUGGUGCUCAUCCCCUGAGCCCCCAACCCUCCUUUGUCUUCCAGCCAACCCACAAAGCUGAAUAUAUGCAAUAUCCGUCCGUCUGUCUGGGUUGAGCUCAGCUGUGGGGAGUCCCGGUGGUGGAGGGAACACAGCGGGGCCGUCCCAAGUCUGUGAUUUCAGUUUUUCUUUUUUGGUUUUAUUGUUUGUAGUUGCCUUUGGGUUUUUGUCAUUCUGUUCUGUCUUCUGUUAAAUCUGCUCUUAAAGUUCACCAAAGCUAAGACAGUUGCCAGGGGUUUAUGGGGCAGACAGGAGUCCAGGCUCCAAGCCAUCCCCUUGCCUCUUCCGGGCCCAGUCCCACCAUCCCCCCACCAGGCUGCCCGUCACCCUACUCAGCUCUGAGUGUUGGGCGCUAGCAGAGGCCAUGGCAGGCUCACCUUGAUGGACUAGGGUGGGUGGGACCACCGCUUCUGCGCGCGUCACUUGUAGGCUUGGCUGUCCACCCCCAGCGCCAGGAGAGGUAGCACCAUCUCCUGGGGGACCAUCAGCGUGGGUGGGGGUGGGGACAUUGGACAGAGCAUGCCUGGCAGCAGGUUGGGAGGGGCCACUCAGCGUCCCGCCCCCUCCCCCCAAUUUCUCAGAAAAUCUCCAGUUUCCACCCAGGGACCCCACACUGGCCCAGUCCUCAGGUGGAUGACUUAAGCACGGCAGGAGAUUAUUUUUUUAUUUUUGUUUUCCUGUGUAUGAAACUUAACAUUUUUCAGACCAUCCUCUCCUCAGGCGACCAUCCCUUACCCAGCCCCAUCAUGCCCUGGUGAAGCGCCCACGGCCUGCUGCUUUGGGAUGUAGCCUGUGACUGUGUUUCCCAGGUGGGGACCAGAUUAUGUCUGAGCUCCUGAGCCCUGAAAUCUUGAUAAUCAUGAAUACCCAGGGUGGUGGGAAUGACAUGGGGGGAGUGGCGUCUGCCCGCCCCUGCCCCGCCCCUCCGGGGGGUAAACCAGCCAGGCCGCACUACAAUGUCCGCAGCCAAGAGGCCCCCCAGGCCACCAGCAAAUGUCCCACCCUUGGGGACAGUGCGCCCGUGUGCCUGCGGUUGGGUUGUGCAGCAUUUGUACAUACACGCGCAUUUAGUUUGCAGUUAAUCCCUGCUGUGCUGAUCACAGUUGCUUCCUCCCUCCAUUCAGUUUGUCCCUGAGACCCCUGAGUGGCUUUUGCUUCUCUGGGGUACUGGGUUCGAAACCCAGCCACUUAAUUUUCCCACUGUUUUGUUUUGAUAUCUUAGAGACAGGAAGGUCUCCCCAGGCUGGCCUCCAACUCGGGGCAAUCCUCCUGCCUCCGUUUCUCAGUUGCUCUGACGACAGGUGUGCACCACCACUCCUGACUUCCCUGCCCAAACCUCAUAUCCUACUUGUUAAUAGCUGUCUUCUCCCUCUGUCAUCUACCCAGAGCACUCAGCUACGGUCUGUCGCCCAGUGCAGGACCCAGGUGAGAGGAGACUGCCAGCGAGUCCCCAGAUCUUGUAGCCAUGAUACCAAACAGUCAUUUCCCGAUCAGUGCCUCACACAUCUGAUGGUGCAGUUUUGGGGUCCGCCCCCACCCCUCCGAGUCCCCACCCCUGCUCCCCUCGGAUGUAGGACAGGAAACAGCAGGUGUGCUGGGCAGGAGGAAGGCAUGUACCCCCAAGCCACCACCCCUCCCUACAGCACCCAGCCUCACUACCCCAGCUUGGGGUACCCAGCUGGAUGCCC